AUGCCAUUCCUUGAGGUCAGAGGCAAGAAGCUGUUCUACGUUCGCGUAGAUGGCAAGGAACAGCCCAAAGGUCCUAACCCCGUGUUGGUAUUCAUCCAUGGGCUGGGCUCGUCCCAUACAUUCUAUAUACCUGUCAUGCACCAGCUUUCAGAAUCAGGAUAUACUUCAAUUGCACUAGAUGUAUAUGGAAGUGCCCAGUCUCAACUGGUAUCUGGAGUUGAGGCUCCUACCUUCGAAACUAUCGUGGAGGAUAUUCUAGGCUUACUACAAGGCCUUGAAAUCCCGUCAGAUAACAUUGUCGCUGUUGGACAUUCGAUGGGCGGCAUCGUUGUGCCCAUGUUGGCGUCCAAAUGCCGUUUACAGGGAGCAGUCCUCCUCGGUCCUGUGCUACCCAGGGCCGCAUUGGCUGAUAUCUUUAAUGCUCGGAUAGAGACAGUUAAGAAAGAUGGAAUGGAACCAAUGGCCCAAACUAUUCCUUUCGCCGCCACAGGCUCCAAGGCAACUCUUUUGCAGAAGGCAUUCAUUAGGACACUCUUGCUAUCACAGAAGCCUGAAGGAUAUAAUGCUUUAUGUGGAGCCAUUGCGAAGGCAGAGGUACCUUCAUACUCGACUAUCAGCUCCCCGGUGCUCGUUUUGGCUGGAGAAGAGGACAAGACGAGUCCCGUGGCUGACGCGCAGAAGAUCUUUGACGACUGGGGCUGUGAUGCGUCUGCAAAGACGAUGCACGUUUUGCCUGGAGCCAUAUCCGACAGUUGGCGGCCCGCGGCUUCAUUCAACCCUCACACGACCAGACCAGAUCAGAUCAGAUUCCCAAUGCCUACCAGGAGGGUCCGAGACUCUGAAAGAAGACGUUGCGCCGAGGCUUGCGAAAGCUGCAAACGUCGCAAGCAAAGAUGCGAUGGUCGUCGUCCCUGUGCACGCUGCAUCAAGCGUGGUCUUGGUCAUGACUGUCGCGAGUCGUCGGGUUCGGUUCCUGGGGCACAACGCAUUCUUGCUUCUUCGCUCCCGAGUCCCGAUCCUGAAAGGCUGGGGAGUAUCACGGAACAGCCUACCCCGGCGGGAAGUAUAACUGUUGGUUCCAGAUCGGGAUUGACUUCGGUGGAGGAUACUUUUGUUGAUCAUGGAGCAUCCCAAUUGCUCUCUGAUACGCAACCUGAGCGUCUUCCCCGGAUGUCGCGGCUUGUGCAGGAUACCAGAGGAGAGUACAUGUUCAUUGGAGAUUCUGCGACGCUGUCGUUCCUGCAAAACAUAAGGAGGAUUGUAAGGCGGAGCAUAGGAGAUUGUGCGCUUGUUGACGAUCCAUUGAGACAUGGCAUCGUCGAGUCAUCACCUGAAACACGGCGAGGAUGGAUUUUGUCCAGUGCUCAAAACCCACCACCACAGCAGAGCGAACAGGAUGUCAACUAUCUGCUGAAGUGGUACAUGCAAUCAACAAAUUGCGUGCUGCUAUUAUUCGACCAGAAGGAACUUGAUCAAGGGAUUCGCAAAUGGAUAGAAAAUGGACAAGAUAUUGCCGACCCAGCCAGUUCUGUCUACUAUCUUGUCUUUGCCAUCGGCGCGCAGACAGGACCAGAAGAUAAAGAUGAUCUGGCCGAGACCUUCUUCAACUAUGCUCGGUACCUGACAGUCGACGCUUUGGUAGAAGAGCCAGGUAUCAUCACGAUUCAAACCUUGGUUCUUAUCGCGAUGUAUCUGUUAGGUGCAUCACGUCGCAACGCAGCCUUCAUGUACCUUGGAAUGGGCGUGCGAGCCGCGUAUGCAAUUGGACUACACCGCCAUGAUAUAUCCUCUCUAUUCUCUCAGACAGAGGGUCGCGCAAGGGAACAGCUCUGGAAAGGCAUACGAAUUCUCGACUUGUUUAUGAGCGCAUCUCUUGGUCGGCCUCCAUCAACAUCUGAGCUGCGCGAUACGACAAGUUCGCAGAAUUACUCUGCUUGUAACGACUUAUCGAUGAUCUUUGAGUCUAUCCUUACCGAUGUAUACGCCAAAAGAAUGAUAUCCCCCGAGAUAUUGGAUCGUAUCAGUAAGCAUAUGCGAAGAUGGACUUUGCAAUGUAGUGAAGGGUUGGCUGUGGACGGUAUCGAGUCGGAAGACUUGAUUAGUGACACAGAUGGAAGUCAACAACCUAAUAUCGGUAUCAUGCAUCUGAAGCUGACUGGACAUUGGACUGUCAUGUUACUGUCACUCCCAUUUCUGCACAAGGCGGUUUCCCAACAUGUUGAAGAAACAGAGCAGUCCUCUAACAAGACUACCAAGCGCGCAUCCUCAUCAAAUCAGGUCCUUGUGCAUUCUUGUCUGGAAUCAGCCGUGCGAACAGUCGACCUGCUGCAAACCCUCUUCAAAACAGGCACCAUACCGAAGCGAUUACCAAUAGUAGGAAAUUCAGCAUUUGUGUCUGGGUUAGUGUUAGGAGCAGCCAUAUUCGGCGACUUCGACAACUCCUUCCCGCUUGAAAAGAGUCUCCAUGCAGCAAGAGGUGUUCUUGAGCGUCUCGCCCGCUACGACGCUGUCUCAAAACGUCAUCUAAUGAUCCUAGACCAUCUCCAGGGAGCAUGCGAUAUUUACAUGGACAACCGGGCUAGACUUCGCAUGGAACGCCAAGGUCAUCUUGUCAACGGUCUUUUCGGCAGUAUCCAUACCAUUGGAAAGUCGCCAUUGAGAAAUUCUCAACUGGGCGAGGUCAACUUCCGAAUAUCGUCAACCGAAGGGCUUCAAACGCAACCACAGACGCCUAAACCUGGGCAGGCGAUGAACCAAGAGAUGACAGAUGAGCAACAGGGAUUCACUAUGGAAGGAGGGCAGGUGGACUUUGAUGUUGAGGGGGCAACUGAUGCUUUCCUGGGCAUCUCUCCGAAUAUGCUCUGGUUCGACUCUUUUGAUACGACGAUGUCGCUAUUUCCGAUUGUCGAUACACAAAUAAUGGGCGAAGAUAUUGCAUGA
This is a messenger RNA of Fusarium coffeatum, 2940 nucleotides long. RefSeq lists its product as uncharacterized. Bases 1 to 2940 code for a protein of 979 amino acids. Gene Ontology annotation, molecular function: DNA-binding transcription factor activity, RNA polymerase II-specific; RNA polymerase II cis-regulatory region sequence-specific DNA binding; zinc ion binding. NCBI's taxonomy places the organism in Eukaryota, Fungi, Ascomycota, Sordariomycetes, Hypocreales, Nectriaceae. The record is from RefSeq and is a predicted model, not a curated record. Gene Ontology annotation, biological process: positive regulation of transcription from RNA polymerase II promoter by galactose; DNA-templated transcription. Gene Ontology annotation, cellular component: nucleus. The transcript is spliced from 5 exons.